AUGGCUUCAAGGAGAACAAUGCGUAGAAGACCACGAUACAGAGUAAAAGCCAGACGGAGAAGACAUAUUGUCCGAAAGAGAAGGAUGAGGAAUAAGAAAAGGUUCCGAAGGAACAUCCGCUCAACUAGAAUGACUUCCAAAUUGCCAAAGAGAUUAAAACCCAGAAAGAUCCGAAUGACCAGAGAUGCUUGGGGCAUGCUGCAUUCUUAUGUGGAUGGCAUCUACAGAAAAGUCUCUGGGGAAGCUGAACGCCUGAGAAGAAAAGAUCGGCGUCCUUCCAUCAUUUCUUCAGAUGUGCAAAGUGCCCUGAGGCAAGUCAUGCCAAGGAAAUACAACAGGCGACCUACCUACAGCAAAACCCGCUAG
Molecule: messenger RNA, 366 nt
Organism: Pantherophis guttatus
Lineage: Eukaryota; Metazoa; Chordata; Lepidosauria; Squamata; Colubridae
Source: RefSeq, a predicted model, not a curated record